This is a messenger RNA of Closterium sp. Naga37s-1, 1218 nucleotides long. Lineage: Eukaryota; Viridiplantae; Streptophyta; Zygnematophyceae; Desmidiales; Closteriaceae. The record is from the annotation of a GenBank genome assembly.
AUGAGAGAAUAUCAAACGCGAGGAAGGUUCCCCCGACAGCGCGGAAGCGGAAGCGGAAGCAGAAACCCUCUCCGCGCGUCCCCCGCGUUGGCGCGCGCAGCCGCGGUCAUGGGGCGGCUGGCGGAAGCCCCGCCGGCCAACGGCGCAGCAAAUGGCACUGCGAAUAGGACAAAACGGGGGGGAUCGGUGAACGGGCGGCUGUCGUCGGGAUACGAUUUGAUGAUGGAAGAUCUGGUGGACGGCCAGGUUUGUCAUAUUCUGGACCGGCCGUCCAAGAAGCAGGUGUGCCUGUUCUACUGUAGCGAGAUGGCGGAUCUCGCGGCGAGUAUCGCGGAGGACGUCGAUAAUAUCGAGCUGAAGCCGAUCGAAUGGGGCAAGUUCGAGGACGGCUUUCCAAACCUCUUUGUGCCGAACGCGCAUGGAAUCAGGGGCCGCCACGUGGCGUUCCUGGCGUCGUUCAGCUCGCCAGCUGUCAUCUUCGAGCAGCUGUCCAUCAUCUACGCCAUCCCGCGCAUGUUUGUGGAGUCCUUCACUCUGGUUCUGCCGUUCUUCCCCACCGGCACAAGCGAGAGAAUGGAGGAUGAAGGGGACGUGGCGACAGCAUUUACUCUCUCCCGCAUCCUCUCCAACAUCCCCAUCUCGCGAGGGGGCCCCACCAGCCUUGUCAUCUUCGACAUUCACGCGCUGCAGGAGCGGUUUUACUUUGGAGACAACGUGCUGCCGUGCUUUGAAAGCGGCAUCCCUCUGUUGAAGCACCGCCUGCACCAACUGCCAGACUCCGACAAUAUAACAAUCGCAUUCCCGGAUGAAGGUGCAUGGAAGAGGUUUCACAAGCAACUGCAGCACUACCCCAUGGUGAUCUGCACCAAGGUGCGCGAGGGGGAGAAGCGCAUUGUUCAGCUCAAGGAGGGCAACCCCAAGGGGCGGCACGUGGUGAUCGUGGAUGACUUGGUGCAGUCGGGAUCGACGCUCAUUGAAUGCCAGAGGCUCCUGGCAGCGCAUGGAGCGGCGAAAGUGAGUGCGUAUGUGACCCACGGGGUGUUCCCCAACCAGACAUGGCGACGAUUCAACCACGAUGCCAACGGCAAUCCAUCGGAGGGCUUCGCACACUUCUGGAUAACGGACUCCUGCCCCGCUACAGCCAAGGCUGUGGCCGAACGGCCACCGUUUGAGAUCCUCUCACUCACACGCUCCAUCCAAGCAGCUCUGCAAGUAUGA